Messenger RNA from Xenopus laevis (African clawed frog), 8342 nucleotides. RefSeq names its product zinc finger protein 407 L homeolog (gene znf407.L). The record is from RefSeq and is a predicted model, not a curated record. Bases 197 to 6214 code for a protein of 2005 amino acids. The transcript has 10 exons. NCBI's taxonomy places the organism in Eukaryota, Metazoa, Chordata, Amphibia, Anura, Pipidae.
ACAUUAAUCCCCGAACCAAAGCGUAGCCAAACGCCGAAGUGACGCUAGGUGACGUGCUACGUUCUAGUCGCGUUUUGAUGAUGUAGUUGCAGAUCGUCCAAUCAGCGGCGGGCAACAUGGCGGCCGGGAAGAGGAUUUCGCGCUGCAGCUUUGAUAUGCAGAUUUACUUCCACAAAGAAGUUUCAAAUUGCUGAAUAUGGAAAACAAACAGCUGUGUCAAGAUAAGGGUUUAGCUGAUAAGCAUAAAAUCGAAAAGGGGAAGGAUAUGGAUGAAAGCUACAUGACUAUUGACCCUGUAGGUGAAAAGUCUUUGUUGCUUUCAUCAUCAAUGUCUUCGGCAGAGAAGAUGUCUGCAACUCCAAGCACUAAAAGACUAAUGCUAGGACAGAAUCCUUCCAGAAAAUUAAAGGGAGGGUGCACCGCAAAUGAGCCUUUGACAAAACGACCAAAAAUUGAAGAGGUUACCGGUGAUGGCAGUGAUCAUAUCAACCCAAAUAAUAAAGAUAGCACAGUCAUACAAGUACCACCUUUGUCCAAGAGCGUCUUGCUCCCUAAUAAUGAAAAUUUCCUAAGGCAUGUACUUUCAGACUCCAAAGUCAAUGACAUACAGAGUAUUCCUGAAGAAAGGAAACAACUAGGUGGGAUAAUAAAUGCUGAAGAAAUUGUUGGCAAAAUUACAAAUAGAAAUGACUUUAGCAACAAACUUUCUGAAAAUGUGUAUUCUUCAAAUUGUGUUCUUACUGAAGAAAACAGCUGCCUUACUAGGAAAAACAACAAAAUUCCAGUAAACCCAGUGUCCAUUCAAAGCAAAAUAUUUUCCUGUGAUAUCUGUGGUGUUCAGUGCUCGAAAAAAAAUCUUUUGCACAAACAGCAUAAUUGCCAGACUCAGGUUCAUCAUGAGAAUGUUGGAGCACUCAAGGACACUUGUAAGAAAAUGCUUUCAAAUAUUAAAAAAAAAUCCAGCAAGAGCAAAGCUAAACUGAUUAAAUCCAAAUUAACAGCUAAUAUUGACACAUACUCGGACAAAAGCAAUUUAAGAGACUCUCUUAAAGCAAAAGCAAAGUGUUGUACAGAAAGUGAAUCGACUGUGCAUGGUGAAAAUAAAAAAUCAAAUAUUGGCAGAAAAACAAUGAAGCAAAUAAUUGCUAGAGAAUCAAAAAAUAUUUCAAAAAUCAUAUUGGCCAUAAAGGCCAAAAGACAAAAAGACCAAACAGCAUUUGAAAAAAAAAAAUUCUUUAUGAAAAAGUAUGGUUUUGGUCAAAUUAGGAAGAGAUUGCAUAUGAGAAGAAUAACGAAAAAAGGCCAAGUAUGCUUAAAACCUUUAGCUAUGCCCUCAGAAAUGUUACAAACAGAGUACACCGAUGGCACAGAAAUGAAUAAUGAUCAGAAUAGUGCAACCAUAUUUCAUUCUAGUUCAUCUGAAGUAGAACAAGCUAAAGAUGACAAUACAUUGCACAUGUGCAUUCAUUGUGAUAAAGUGUUUUCAAAUGAUAAUGCACUAGAAGGACAUGUUAAGAGACUACACAGCAAGGAAAGUCCGUUUUAUUGUCUAUCUUGUGAUUUCAUUUGCUUGAAUAGGAGGAAUUUCGAAAAGCAUUGCCAGAGUAAUUGUAAUCAGCCAGUGAAAGGUAACUUAGAAUGCCAUAUCUGUUCAGCUGUAGCUGUGGAUAUAGAGACCUUCAAUGCUCACAUGAUUGUCGACCACAACUUGAGAUUCUAUUGUGAUCUAUGUAAACUUUAUUAUAGGCUGAAGGAAGAGUUAUUGCACCAUGAAACAAUUCAGCAUAAUUUCCAAAUUCAAAAAACUGCAGAAAAACUGGCUUUGCAGAUAUCUGAUCCCAGAAAAAGUCAAGCACAAAUUGAAAUCAACACUAUAGCAAAUACAACAGAAGUGGCAACAGACGAUAAUCAUAUAAAGGAAGAUGUUAAACAUCCAUCUCAUUCUGAAUCUGGGAAGCAACAAUUUCAGUGUAAAAAAUGUUUUUACAAGACACGCUCAUCAACUGUCCUUACAAGACAUAUCAAACUUCGCCAUGCACAUGCCUUUUACUUUUUAUGUAAAGCUUGCAAUAUUUAUUCGAUGUGUAAAGAAGGCAUGGAAAAGCACAUCAAAAGAAGUAAGCAUAUAGAAAAUGCUAGGAAAAAUAACAUUGGCUUGCUCUUUGAGGAAUGUAUAGAAAAAGUUAGGUUUGAUGGAAUUUCAGAUCCUAGUGUAGUUGAGGAUAGCUCUAAAGAGAGUCAGCCAUUACCAGUGCUGCAGUCCUUUUCAAGUGAGACUUUAACUUCCACUGUUGAACAGCUAUAUUCCAGUCAAGACUCCAAUGCAAAUGAACAAAAAAAAGGAAGACCAAAAGGAAACAUGUCUAGAUUGUGUAAUUACUGUGGCCUUGUGGCUUCAAGUGUGACAAAUUUAUCAGUUCAUAUAAGGCGAAAACAUAGCCAUCAGUAUAGCUACUUAUGCAAAGUUUGCAACUAUUCCACUGUAACUAAAGGUGACAUGGAGCGACACUGCACCACCAAAAAACAUAACAUUCGUGUAGCUGUAGAAAAUAAAGGACCACAUAAAAAAGAUGUUAUUGUUACGUCUGAUGGAAGACAAUUUGAAGGGAUUUCUAAGAAAAAUGAAACCAUGGCUCCUAGCCCUUUAGAUAAUGGACAUCCUAACUCUGUCAGUACAGAGAAACCUGUUUGUGCCUCUGACACACUGGCAGUUCAGCAAGUGUCAAAUCAAAUCUGCUCAAUAAAUUUGACAGGAGGCAGCCCGGGAUUUGAAGUUUGCGUUACAGUAGCAGAAAAAGAUAAUAAUAUUGAAAGUGAUCCAAUAAAAAAGGGGUCUUUUGAAACUGGAGUAGAAGAAACAGUCAGGAAGCAACAUACCGAGGAAUUUCAGUAUUACUGUAUGGCAUGUGAACACUAUACUCUAACACACCGUGAAAUGAUGGAACAUGUGGUAAUGGAGAAACAUAAGAUGAAUUACCAGGCUUACAAAUUGCAGUCUUCAUCAGUGAUAGAUGUCACUCCUGACAGUAGCCACACAUCAUCAGAUGACUUGUCUAAACAGCCAGUUCAAGGAAAUGAUAAAGAAUGCUCGACAACCAUUACUCAAAAUCCAAAGGUAGUCUUGGAAAAAGACAGCCAGGUUUCUGCUCCAGAAGAAGGAGGAAAGUUAACACUGGCUGCAUCCAAAACAACCAUCACCUAUACAAAAGAAAACACUGAAAUCAAUACAAAUCCUGAGCUAAUAAGGAGUCUGGCUAAUAAGGAGUCUAGCGAGGAAGGGCAUGAAAAUGGAACUGAACACCUAGUUUCAGAAGUAUAUGCCAAAGACAAAAAAGAUGAAGAGGAAUAUGUAAAAUCAUGUGAAGAUGAUUCUGUUGUUGAAAUCAUACAUUUAAAAAAUGGUGAAUCUGUGUCAAAUGCUCAUUCUGAAGAGAUUAUCCUUGAGGCUGAGAAUGAGAUGGAAGUUUGUUCAGUUGAGGAUACUGUAGGUCUAGAUAUUUCAUCAGGUGUCGUUGCAGUGGAAUUGAGCAGUGCAAAUGGAUCACACAGUGCUGAUCAAAGCAGAGAACAAUUUGAUUCUUCAAUUGUAAAACUACAAAAAUGGCAAGUAGAAGAGGGUGCUUUACAAUCGGUAAAAGGGAAAAGAGGCUAUGGAAAAUCUCACAGAAGCAAAGCUCGUAUCCGCUGUGACGACUGUGGUUUCUUAGCAGAUGGCCUGAGUGGGCUAAAUGUACACAUAGCAAUGAAACAUCUAACAAAAGAGAAACAUUUCCAUUGCUUACUUUGUGGCAAAUCUUUUUUUACCGAAAGCAAUCUUCACCAGCACUUGUCUAGUGUUGGCCAUCUAAGAAAUGAACAGGAGAGUUUUGAAGAGCUGCCUGAAGGGGGAGCCACUUUCAAAUGUGUGAAAUGCACAGAGCAUUUUGAUUCUGAACAAAGCUUGUUUCUUCAUAUUAAAGAACAGCAUGAAGAACUGUUAAGAGAAGUCAGCAAAUACAUUCAGGAGGACACAGAACAAAUCAACAAAGAAAGGGAGGAGAACCAGGGAAAUGUUUGCAAAUACUGUGGCAAGACAUGUAAAAGUAGCAACUCUAUGGCUUUUCUGGCUCAUAUUCGCACUCACACAGGAUCAAGGCCAUUUAAAUGCAAGAUAUGUCACUUUGCGGCAGCUCAGCUGGGAGAUGCCAGGAAUCACGUGAAGAGACAUCUUGGUAUGAGGGAGUACAAGUGUCAUGUCUGUGGGGUGGCCUUUGUUAUGAAGAAGCAUUUGAACACACAUUUACUUGGAAAGCAUGGCCUGGGUACUCCAAAGGAAAGGAAAUACUCAUGCAACCUCUGCGAUAGAAGUUUCACGGAGAGGUGGGCUCUGAACAAUCACAUGAAACUACACACUGGAGAGAAGCCCUUUAAAUGUACCUGGCCCACAUGCCAUUAUUCUUUCCUCACUGCAUCAGCCAUGAAAGAUCACUACAGGACUCACACAGGCGAGAAGUCAUUCUUGUGUGACCUUUGUGGCUUUGCUGGUGGGACCCGUCACGCCCUUACUAAGCACCGGAGGCAGCAUACAGGAGAGAAACCAUUCAAAUGUGAUGAAUGCAACUUUGCAUCUACAACACAGUCCCAUCUAACAAGGCACAAGAGAGUCCACACAGGAGAGAAACCCUACAGGUGUCCUUGGUGUGAAUACAGGUCUAACUGUGCAGAAAAUGUCCGCAAACAUAUUUUGCACACUGGUAAGCACGAAGGAGUAAAAAUGUACAACUGCCCUAAAUGUGAUUAUGCAACCAAUGUCCCAGUGGAAUUUCGCAACCAUCUGAAGGAGCAGCAUGUCGACAUUGAGAACCCAGACUUGGCAUACCUUCAUGCUGGUAUUGUUUCUAAAUCAUUUGAAUGCCGGAUAAAGGGACAAGGUGCAAACUUUGUGGAGACCACCAGCCCUUUCACUGCAUCUUCUGCAAUAGAAACUUCUCCACUGAAAGAAAAAACACCUCGAAGUACCAGAAGAUCUCCUGCAACUGAACAAGUGCAGCAGGUCAUUAUUAUCCAGGGGUUCUCCGAAGAAUAUGAUGGGGAUUUUACAAUUGAUACUUCUGUUGAGGAGACUGCAGCAGCAACCCUUCAGACUCUGGCAAUGGCUGGUCAAGUAGCAAGAGUUGUCCAUAUUACUGAAGAUGGCCAAGUAAUAGCUACUGAUCAAACUGCUCAUUUGAAUAGUAUCAUUCCAGGAGAUAUGCUAAGUGAGCAGUUGCCAGAGGGAGCUACACAAGUUGUGGUAGUUGAAGGGCCUGUCGGAGAAACAGAUGUUGCUGAGUCUGUCUCAAUAGAGACCGUUACUGACUCUACUGGAAAUGUGGUACAGCAGGUCAUGGCACAGGGAAUUUUAGAUCCAUCACAGACUGUGCAUGCUGCUGAUUCCUCUACAGCACUGGAUGCACUUCUUUGUGCUGUGACUGAGCUGGGAAAUGUAGAUGAAGGAAACACUCAACAAAACAGAACGGAAGGACAAGAAUCAGUGGUGAGGAUUGCAAGUAGCCAGGAAUGUAAUCCUAGUGCAGGUGAAAUACAGAUGUACCAUGAAGUACAUGAUGAAUCUCAAAGUAUUGAACCAAUGGAGGUUGUAAGGCGAGUCAUGCAUUCUUCAAGUAUUCUUACAUCCCAAGAAUCUGCUCAAGUAGCAUUCAAAAAGAUGGUUCAGGGGGUGCUACAGUUUGCUGUUUGUGAGUCUGAUGCAGCAGAUCAGCUGGGCAUUACUCAAGUAAUAGUAAAUGACGAAGGAACGGUGCAUAUGGUCUCUAGUGAAGGCCCUCGUAUAAUUAUGCACAAUACCGAAAGCCAUACCCUUAAUCUACCUGAGCAAAACGUGGAUCUGGUUGAAUCUGACGAGGACAUUUCACAAAUAAUUGUCACUGAAGAGCUAGCCAGGGCCAUGGUUCAGAAUGUCGGCAGCAGCUUUACAGAUGGCACCACCCAUUAUAUUGUGACUGAAUUACCUCAAGAUGAAAUGCAGAAAGAAUCUGGUAUUUUUUCCCAUGCAGUUAUAGAGACAGACGAAUCAGGAGAUAUUCUGCAUGCAGAAACGACUUUGGGGACAGAAAUUCCAUCUGAUGCCGCAUCAGAAGAACUUACAAGCAUGACAGUUUAUACAGAGUGUAGUUCUCAAGAUAUACAAGAAGCAAACCAAAAUGAGGCUAGUGAAGGACAGGGGCAAAUGUAGAGUGACAGUCAUCGCUGUCAUCCAGUUCAGUUAUAGUGUAAUACUAGAAAUUCUAUUUGAGUAAUGUGAAAGAAAUUGCAAAACUGGCACCAGGUCUAGUAAAUCAACUUAAACAGCCAAUUGGUAAAGGCUACCUACUGAUUGGUGUAAACGUUUCAACUUUUGCUACAUUAGCCUUAUUUUGUUUAUUCAAUGUAUAAGACUUUUGUUUCGACCAAGACAUGGCAGUAAAGAUGGAAGACAUCUAUUAAUAUAUAGACUGAUACAUGUGUGUUAACUGAUUUCUCCAAAUAAAACAAAGACACCAGUUCCAUAUGCAAAGGUGGGCCUUUAAUUGCCGAGUGAUCACAUUGAUUAGCGGUGUUAAAUUUCUGCCGUUGGCUCUUUUACACUCCCAUGGGGCAUUCGUCUUUAAAUAACCUCCUAUCUAGGUGAACAUCUGUGUUGGUGUGAGAUAUGUUCUGUAUCCUUUUAACAAAACACGUGGGAGAAUUGACAUGAGCUUCUUCAUAUGAAAUAUCAGUUUGAAAAUAAAUGGCAUCUACAUUUCUGGAUUAGCAAAAAUACAUUUAACAAAAAGUUUAAGAAAUGUACAGUGAAACAUAAAAUUCCAUUUCUGCUGCAUUAUUGAAUUCAUUUAUACAAAUAGCUUAAAGAAAUGUAAUGUUUGCUUUGUUUAUUAUAUCCUUGAGCUUAUGUUGAAAUGCAUGCUGUGGAAAAAUCACAGAUAAAUAGCUUUUCUGUGAUUUGCAGUACAUUCUUUGGGAUUUUAUUUAUGUUUUAAUUUCAUAAAACUGUACAAAAGGGAAAUGCCUUGAUAUCCUCUAUUUAAACAUGGUUUGGGGUUUAAUUUGGUCGCUAGCUUAAUUUAUCGCAGUGUAAGGUUUAUUUUCAUGCAAAGCUCUGAUAUACUGAAAGACCACCAUAUGCUGUUUAUUUUAUUAUGCUAUAUACAGAUUCUGCUGGCAGUUUAAGGUAUGGCUUGACAAACUGCCAUUUAGCAAAUUUUUGAUAAGUCUUAUUAUUUUGCAGAAGAAAAAAAACCUUAAUUUUCCAACUCAGCAACACCGGUGUGCAUGUCAUUUAGAUUUACAUUUUGUCUAAGUAUAUAGGACAUACAUAAUUAUUCAGUCUCAGGUAUAUCAGUAGCUUUAGCACAUUAACUGAACUUACUGGUUCUCUUAGUGAUUCACCUGAGCUCUAAGAAAGAAGGUCUGACAAAAUGCUUUAUUAGGAGAGUAGGGUCUGAAAGAAAGAUAAGCACAGUCCUAGAGCCCACCAAUGUAAUGGAACUGAGUGGACAUCUUGAGUAUCCAAGGAGUUAUGACAAACCCAAUUUCCAUCAUAUGCCUUGGCUGAUCGACAGCUUUUAACUGGUAGUUAUAUGUUAUAUUUUAUAACAAUUGCUAUUUAAUGGGGUUUGGACACCCCCCUGACAUAGUAUAUUUUUGCACUUCCCUUGCAGUUGUUGGGAAUGUCAUUUAUAAUUAAUAGUAACUACACAUGAGCUGAUUUUUCUGGCAAGAUAUCCAGUUAAUCUGUCCUACAAGAUAUUGUGCUUUUUGACCACAAACUAAGAAAGGCCAGGCUGAACUAGCGUUGGUUGAUUGGACCAUGAGCAAUAUUGUUUAAUAACCUUGACUAAAGGCUUACUAUGCUCCAGGAUGAUGAUCAGUGACCCCCACAAAUAUCAUGAUAGAUCAACAAGUUUUUCCCUGUUGGGUGAUCAGCUCUGAUAUAACUAACUGCAUUAGGGUAGGAUCUUUCAAAAUGCCUAUAUGGGGGAAUCCACACAUGGUCUGACUGUGAAAAAUGACCAAACUGAACAAGCUGGAUGACCAGAGCUUGGCCAGAUGUAUCUGUUGCUUCAUUAACUUGCUCCAUAUCAGAGUUAUCCUGGCUGAGGACAUGUUUCCAUGAACUGAAACAGUAGAACCCUGGUUUAGAGAAUCUGCCUUUAUCCUUAUAUGCAACUUACUGGGUUGUAUGCGACAAGGUUAUCAAAAAUGAUUUGAUGUUGAAGAGCCCUGGCCAAAUGAAAGUUAUCCUAUUUUUAUGGCAGGAGUUGUCUUUUUCCCAUAUUGUAAAACAUUUUUGUUUGUUUUUCCAAAAUAAAAGAGCAACAAAA